AUGGAUAAACUCAAUGCUGUUCUUGAUAAGAUAAAUGUCGUCUUUGAUAAGGUCAAGCGUUUGGAAGAAACCAUUCAGAAUGAACGCAGCAACCGGGAUUCUGCUUUACAGAGAGAAAGACAGAUGUGGGAAAGAGAAGUUCGCAUCUUGCGUGAGGCGCUCGCCCCUUUUUACCAGAGCGAGAAAGAAAUGCGUCGACGCAUCGUCGACAUCGAAGAUAGAGUCGAAGGCAAUUAUGAUGAGCACGUCCGCCUAAGAGACCGCGUCGUCGCCGUCGACGAUGCCACCAUGUCGGUGGAGAAGAGGGUCGAGGAACUCGAAGAUUUCCGCUUCAAGAGGCGGCGUCUGGGUCGCAAUAACACUCAAGACCAACCAUCGCAGAAUGGCUACGUCUCGUCCGAUCCUGAUAACUUCAGACGGGUGUCUUCCAGCGUCGACGGGGGUUCGGUUCGCACGCCUUCGUCGAGGGCAUUGUCGCCCAAUGGGACUGCACCUGCUCCCGCGCCGGAGCCGGAAGAACCUCGUUCAAGUGGGAUCCUCAACCUUGUCGCUGAAAUGCCCCGUCCUGGGCCUUUCGCCAACCUGCCGCAACGCCUGUCACCGCCACAAGAGGAGGCCAGAUCAAGCGGCUUCUUGACUUUAGACCUGGGAGAGCGACUGAAGGAGAGGCCUGCCUCGGAGCAAGUGGCAGCACAGGUCACCAUCCAUUCGGCUUCUCGAUUCACUCCGCCUCAGGAGCGACCAAGUCCAUCCAGCUCUGCAAAGUCCAACCCGGACGUCCCUGCCACAGCUACGCGAACUCCUCCGAAACUCCUCAACACCAAAUUGCCAGUCAUAGAUGUGAUGGUGCUCCCUGGCAACAUAUCCCCAAGAAAGAGAAAGCAUCAUGUCGACCACAUCGCGCUAGAUGUGCUUGCGGAUGUCACCGUCGCCAGUCCACUCAUUCACUGA
This is a messenger RNA of Cladophialophora psammophila CBS 110553, 951 nucleotides long. RefSeq lists its product as uncharacterized. The record is from RefSeq and is a predicted model, not a curated record. The transcript has a single exon. NCBI's taxonomy places the organism in Eukaryota, Fungi, Ascomycota, Eurotiomycetes, Chaetothyriales, Herpotrichiellaceae. Bases 1 to 951 code for a protein of 316 amino acids.